CUCGUUUAUCACCAUUCCAAGAGAAAUCUAAGACCGUUGGCGCCUUGUUUGUCACAGGCUCUUCGAUUCGAUCGCGUUUCUUUUCAAUUUUUCAUCAUUAACCUUAAUCUCCCUCGGUUCGGGAGUUCAAGGCUUCGUUUCGGUGUUACUGCACAGUGUUUCUACUUGUUUUCGUAUGACCAAGUGUUACUCGACAUUCGUCGUUGCCUGCGGACUACCGUAAGUCUGUUUCGCCGUCAACAGGGUGACGGACGGAGUGAAAACAAGUUAUUAAGAGAAUCGACAGCGGCCGAGCGAUCCCGAUGGCUGUCAGCACACUCAACAUGGCUCCUUACUUCACUGGAUACCCCUACCAAGGACAAGGGCGCCUCAACCAACUCGGCGGGGUCUUCAUCAACGGACGACCACUGCCCAACCAUACGCGACGACAGAUCGUCGAGUUGGCUGCAUCCGGUGUCAGACCUUGCGUCAUAUCCCGACAACUGAGGGUCUCUCACGGUUGUGUCUCCAAAAUAUUGAAUCGCUAUCAAGAAACCGGCUCGAUAAGACCCGGGGUUAUCGGAGGCAGUAAACCAAGGGUCGCGACUCCUGAGGUCGAGGCCAGAAUCGAGAAACUCAAGAGACAGAAUCCCGGGAUUUUCACCUGGGAAAUAAGGAAGAAAUUACUGCAGCAGGACGGUGUCUGCGACAAAUCAUCGGCGCCUUCAGCAUCGAGCAUAUCGAGACUUCUCCGGGGCCCGAGCAACAGUCAGACCCGGGGCUGCGACGACCCGCGACGCAACCAUUCGAUCGAUGGAAUUCUCGGAGGCAGCGUUGGAAGCGGUGGUGACGAGUCGGACACCGACAGCGAGCCCGGAUACGCCCUCAAGAGGAAACAACGCCGGAGUCGUACGACCUUCACGGGCGAACAAUUGGAACAAUUAGAAGCUGCUUUCCAAAGCACGCAGUAUCCGGACGUCUAUACCAGAGAAGAAUUAGCACAAAAAACUAAAUUGACCGAAGCCAGAGUUCAAGUGUGGUUCAGCAACAGACGUGCGAGGCUGCGAAAGCAAUUGAACAGCCAGCAACUGAACGCGUUCAGCCUUCAGACCUUCCCGAAUCAGCAUUACAGCAGCGCCGCCACUGAAAGCUACCAAAGUUACGGUCAGACGGGAGUUUCGGCUGCCGCUGCCGCGACGACCACGGCUUAUCCGCAACACUACAAUUACGCGAGUGACAAUUAUUACGCUGCUCAGCAACAAUGGCCACGCGCAACUCCGGAUAACUACGGGCUUUUCAACGCAUCGCAUUACGGAGGAACGAAUCUGGGCUCGAACCUUUCCUCGAGCAACUUGAGUCUCGGUGGAUUGGGAGGAAGUUCGAGUCCGACGGGAUCGAACAUGAGUGCGUGCAUGGUCCAGGGUGGGGGAUCCGGGAUAUCUCCAUCGGGAAUGGGUCACCACGUGACGCCUCACAGUCCGAGCGAAGCGAAGAGCGGUUACCCUUAUCUCGGUGGAAUUGAUUCCCAGGUCUGUGGAAGAAUGCACUGAGAGGAAAUUCACCGUUUCCCAACGUUCCGUGGAUGAUGUCGUCGAAGUUUCAAUUCAACCGCCUCAAACGCUGCUUCCGCCUGAAAAAAAAAAAAAAUAAAAAAAAAAUAUGUAAAAAAAGCAAAAACGAAUGAAAAAUCAUCGAGGCAUCAAAUUGUUGAUUUCGUCGACAAAAACUCGACCCAGUGACGUCGAUCAUUCUUGACGUAUGUUCAUAUGCACAGUGCCUUAAUGUUGAUUGCCUUUGGUCGCCUUAAUUGUUAUGUAGUACGUAUAUAUGAAUAUUUAUAUACCGCACAAUCCACAUAUCGAGCAAAUUCUGCACACAACUAAUAAUGUACCUAGUUAAUGUUAAGUGCGAAGAAAAAAAACAGUUUCCCAGUUUCUCUGUAAAUAGAAUAGAAACGAAAAGGUUUUUAGUAUUGAUAAGAAAAACAAAAACAACACGGACAAAAGGAAACUUUGGAAAAAUUGAGUAGUCGCUCGCUACGUCUCCUUGUGAUUAUUGAUUAUAUAUCUGUCUAUUUAAUUGGCCAGUCAUUAUGAUGAUAUUGUACAUAUAAAAUCAGCCUAACCAAUUUUCCUUUGUCAAUGGUGCUUGCAAUCGUUUUUUCCCUGAUGCAUUUGAUAUAUAGAUAUA
Molecule: messenger RNA, 2169 nt
Organism: Venturia canescens
Lineage: Eukaryota; Metazoa; Arthropoda; Insecta; Hymenoptera; Ichneumonidae
Product: protein gooseberry-like
Exons: 6
Coding region: 303-1529 (408 amino acids)
Biological process (GO): anatomical structure development; regulation of transcription by RNA polymerase II
Molecular function (GO): RNA polymerase II cis-regulatory region sequence-specific DNA binding; DNA-binding transcription factor activity, RNA polymerase II-specific
Source: RefSeq, a predicted model, not a curated record